Schizosaccharomyces octosporus yFS286 is the source of this 2569-nucleotide messenger RNA. Its product is annotated as ClC chloride channel. NCBI's taxonomy places the organism in Eukaryota, Fungi, Ascomycota, Schizosaccharomycetes, Schizosaccharomycetales, Schizosaccharomycetaceae. Gene Ontology annotation, cellular component: Golgi apparatus; membrane; fungal-type vacuole. The coding region runs from base 193 to 2493 and encodes 766 amino acids. The record is from RefSeq and is a predicted model, not a curated record. Gene Ontology annotation, molecular function: voltage-gated chloride channel activity. The transcript has 3 exons. Gene Ontology annotation, biological process: chloride transport; transmembrane transport; intracellular iron ion homeostasis.
CUUUAUUUUGCUAUGAACCGUGACAACUCGAAGUCCGUACUUCUCCAAACAUUGUUUUGAUUAUGUUGAGACAACAUUGCAACUUGUAUGUAAACUAAUAAUAUACAACCAUUUUUCAUUGUAGGAACUUUCGGUAUUAUUACCUUUUAUGCACAGGGUUGUUAUUGUUUUCUUUUUGCAGGUAAAGAGGUAAUGCACUUUCAGGGAAAACGGGAAUCCACAGAAUCGUUACUUUCUGGUGAGUCAGACUUUAUAAUAGAGCAUGAACCUGAUAGACAUUCCUUAUUAUCCAAAUGGGGUCUAAGUUUUAAAUAUUUCAAAACUGAUGAUCGAGUUCAAGAAACCUUUCAAGCGUUCAGAGAGAAAGAAAGUAUAGACAAUAGUAAUUGGUCCGUUUUAUGGAGGCUCUGGAACGCAGGUCAUUCUUGGUUUAUCGUCUGUAUUAUAGGGGUUAGCAUUGGGGCAUCAGCUUAUAUGCUAAAUGUGAUUACUUCAUUCCUUUCUGAUAUAAGAAGAGGAUAUUGUUCUUCCAGCUGGCUCUUCAAUGAAAAGUUUUGCUGCAUGUACAGUGAAGAAGCAGGUACCGCUUGUACUACUUGGAUUCAAUGGAAUGAUUCUUUCAUUUUAAAUUAUUUGAUUUACACGUUAUUUGCUCUGGUUUUCAUUAUUAUAUCAGCAGUUGCUGUCAGAGAUCUCUCUCCGCUGGCUGCAGGCAGUGGAAUUUCAGAAAUUAAGUCAAUAAUCAAUGGGUUUUCUAGGGACGAAUUUGUUUCUUUUCGUGUUUUGUUAGUCAAAUGUGUUUGCUUACCGCUUACCAUUGCAAGUGGUCUUUCAGUUGGCAAAGAGGGACCGAGUGUACAUUUAGCGACAGCUAUGGGUCAUUUUAUAGCUUCUGUUUUUAGAAGGUUGAAAUUACAUUCAGUAAGCUUUCGCGACAUAUAUGUGUCCUCCGCUGCUGCCGGCGUAGCUGUUGCUUUUGGAUCCCCCAUUGGUGGUGUAUUGUUUGGCAUUGAGGAAAUGGCUUCUGGAUACACUUCUAAGAUGAUUUGGUAUACUUUUUCAUGCUGUCUGUUUGCUGUUGCAACCUUACAUUUGCUAAAUCCAUUUCGAACAGGCCAACUUGUUCUUUUCGAAGUCCGUUAUUCUGGCUCUUGGCAUUUUUUUGAAUUUCUGUACUUUUCGAUUCUUGGCAUUUUUGGAGGGUUGUAUGGCGAGUUUGUUAUGAGGCUUUUCAUUAAGAUUCAGAAGUGGAGGAAAGUCUUCGUUGAUAAAUGGCCAGUGAUGGACGCUUCUAUCAUUGUAAUAGUUACUGCAUUAGUCAGCUACCUUAAUACUUGGUUGAAAUUAGAUAUGACCUUAGGUAUGGAGCUUUUAUUUCAAGAUUGCAAAGCUAUGAAUACUCCCGAAUUGAACGAUCUGUGUAAUUCGAGUAAUGAGGGAAAAAACUCACUAAUUUUGUUAACCUCAACCUUACUAAGGAUGAUUUUUGUUGCAUUUUCAUAUGGUGUUAAAGUACCUGCCGGCAUUUUUGUCCCUUCCAUGGCUGUUGGAGCUACAUUUGGGAGAAUGGUUGGAUUAUUUGCUGAUAUACUUUAUAGAAAAUUCCCAAACCUUUCUAUUUUUUCUGCAUGCCACGGAUCUGGUUCAUGUAUAACGCCAGGAACGUACGCCCUUUUAGGGGCUGCCGCAAGUUUAAGUGGUAUGAUGCAUUUGACUAUGACUGUUGUUGUCAUUAUGUUUGAAUUAACCGGAGCUUUGAAUUUUAUCCUCCCUACCGUUCUCGUGGUUGCUAUAGCUAAUUCUGUGGGUGCUUUAUUUGGCCGACAGGGCAUAGCAGACAGAAGCAUCAAGCUCAAUGGGAUUCCUUUUCAAGAAACAAAUAAUAUAUAUUCUGAACAUGAAGAUAUUUUCUUUCCGGUGACAACGAUCAUGUCAAAGAAUAUAAUAGCCAUACCAUCAAAUGGAAUUACGUGGAGAUGGUUAUUUAGAACUAUGAAAAGUUAUCCGUUCAGUGGAUAUCCUAUAGUUAAUAAUACGAAGUCGUUUGAACUGAUUGGUUAUAUUAAGAGGAGUUCAAUUAUGUUAGCAUUUGAAGAAAUAAAAAAAAACCCGACCUUUACCUAUGACCAAGGGAUUUAUUUUAAAGAUUUUUCACCGAUGGAUGAUAUGGUUGAGAACUCUUCCGGCUCACAUUCAAAUGGUUUUAAUUUAUCAUUUUACAUGGAUUUACAACCAAUUAGUGUUUUAUACAAUCAGUCAGUGUCAAAUGUUAGUACUCUCUUUCAGGCUCUCUGUCCAAAAGUUAUACACGUUGAGAAAGAUGGAGUUUUAAUAGGAUUAAUAACACGGAAAGAUCUGUUAUUAACGAAGCCCUACUUAGAAAGUAUUAAUCAGUCAGUUUCAUCAACUCCAAGGACCGAAAGCAUUCCGCUGCAUGAAUUGGAAAAUAGUGAACAUGACAAAGAUAUAGAGCUACAAGUUUUAAAAUCAUAGAAUUAAGAUCUCAAUUAAAAUUUGUAAAAAAGAGAAAAUUGUUUAGUAGCAAUAUGAGAAAAAAAAUUAAAGAAGG